Molecule: messenger RNA, 2539 nt
Organism: Salvia hispanica
Lineage: Eukaryota; Viridiplantae; Streptophyta; Magnoliopsida; Lamiales; Lamiaceae
Biological process (GO): carbohydrate metabolic process
Cellular component (GO): chloroplast
Source: RefSeq, a predicted model, not a curated record
AUGCCCCAAUUUUCUUUCUGAACAUUUUAAAUUCUCUCCAUUUUCGAUUCUUCAUUAAUAUGCUCAAGAGACUUCUCUAUCCAAGCCGCUUCGUUUUUCAUUACAAACCCACCUAUAAUUCGGCCCAAAAACUCAAUAAUUCGCAAUCUUUUCCCUUUUCUUGGCCGUUAUCUGUAGUUUCUUGCCGGCCCAUCAACUUCUCUAGAGUUCCAGCCAUGGCGGACGGCGGGUCCCCUCAAACGGCGUCGCCGAAUCCCCAAAAGCACACUAAUCGGCUUGCAGAGGAGCACAGUCCUUACCUUCUUCAGCAUGCCCAUAAUCCCGUUGAUUGGUAUCCAUGGGGUGAGGAGGCGUUUGCAGAAGCUCGUAAAAGAGACAUCCCUAUCUUCUUGUCAAUUGGUUACAGCACUUGCCAUUGGUGCCAUGUCAUGGAAGUUGAAUCAUUUGAGGAUGAAGAGGUGGCCAAAUUGCUUAAUGAUUGGUUUGUCAGUAUCAAGGUGGAUCGCGAGGAAAGGCCAGAUGUUGAUAAGGUAUAUAUGACGUAUGUACAAGCGUUGUAUGGUGGUGGUGGUUGGCCGUUAAGCGUCUUCCUUUCACCUGACCUAAAGCCUUUAAUGGGUGGCACGUAUUUCCCCCCGGACGAUAAGUAUGGAAGGCCCGGUUUCAAAAGUAUACUUAGGAAGGUUAAAGAGGCAUGGGACACUAAGAAGGAAAUCUUGGUCAAAAGUGGGGUAUUUGCAAUGGAACAGCUCUCAGAAGCAUUAGCUGCAGUUGCGAAAUCAGAAAAGCUUCCCGACGGGCUUCCAGAGAGGGCAGUCCAGAAAUGUGCUGAACAGCUUGCGGAUAGUUAUGAUUCCAAGUUUGGUGGAUUUGGCUCUGCUCCGAAAUUCCCAAGACCUGUUGAAAUCCAGCUAAUGCUUUAUCAUAAAAAGAAGUUAAAGGAUAACCAAAUGCAGGGUGAAGCAAAGCAUGACCUGAGUAUGGUGGCACUGACCCUGCAGAGCAUGGCAAGGGGUGGUAUCCACGAUCACGUUGGAGGUGGUUUUCACAGAUAUAGUGUUGAUGAAUGCUGGCACGUACCUCAUUUUGAGAAGAUGCUCUAUGAUCAAGGGCAACUUGUUAACGCGUACCUAGAUGUUUUCUCGCUAACGAAAGAUGUGUUCUAUUCAAGCACGUCAAGGGACAUUCUUGAUUACUUGCGAAGAGAGAUGAUUGGCCCCAGUGGGGAGAUAUUUUCUGCUGAGGAUGCAGAUAGUGCCGAAUUUGAAGGUGCCUCGAGGAAGAAGGAAGGUGCCUUCUAUGUCUGGACCAGCCAAGAGAUUGACGACAUACUUGGAGAGCAUGCCCCCCUCUUUAAAGAGCACUACUACAUUAAAUCGUCUGGCAAUUGCGAUCUAUCAAGAAUGAGUGACCCUCACGAUGAGUUCAAGGGCAAGAACGUGCUUAUAGAGCGAAACAGUACUUCUGAGAUGGCAUCAAAAUCUGGCAAGCCACUGGAGGAGUACCUAAAGAUCUUGGGUACAUGUCGAAAUAAGCUUUAUGACGUCCGGUCGAAACGCCCCAAGCCAUCUUUGGACAAUAAGGUCAUCGUGUCGUGGAACGGACUGGCAAUUUCUGCAUUUGCUAGAGCAUCAAAAAUCCUAAAGGACGAACCAGAAGGAACACAAUACCACUUUCCUAUUGUUGGAACUAAUCCGAGGGUGUAUAUGGAAGUUGCUGAGAAGGCAGCAGCUUUUAUCCGGAGGAAUCUUUAUGACGAGCAGACGAGAAGACUGCAACAUAGUUUUCGAAAUGGUCCGUCCAAGGCACCUGGAUUUUUAGAUGAUUAUGCCUUUCUGAUAUCUGCUCUGAUAGAUAUAUAUGAAUUCGGGGGUUCAACAAAUUGGCUAGCUUGGGCUAUUGAACUUCAGCAAACGCAGGACAAGCUGUUUCUUGAUGAGGAGGGCGGAGGAUAUUUCAAUACUCCCGGGGAGGAUCCCUCAGUCCUCCUCCGAGUGAAAGAGGACCAUGAUGGUGCAGAACCAUCGGGGAACUCCGUUGCAGUAAUCAAUUUAGUGAGACUGGCGUCUCUGGUAGCUCCAGCUUCUGAUCGUUACAGGCGAAAUGCACAAGUUCUGUUGGCUGUGUUUGAGAAGAGGUUGAGAGAAACAGCAAUGGCCAUGCCUCUCAUGUGCUGCGGUGCAGAUCUGCUCGGUGCCCCUUCGAGAAAGCAAGUGGUCAUAGUCGGAGACAAGGCUUCUGAAGAAUUCGACAAAAUGUUAGCUGCUGCGCACUCAUCAUAUAAUCCCAAUAAAACGGUGAUUCAUAUAGACACUAGAGAUGCGGAGGAAAUAGGCUUCUGGGAGGAAAACAAUGAGAAGAUUGCUGGUAUGGGCAAGAGCAACUCUGCAGCAGACAAGGUGGUCGCGCUCGUCUGCCAGAAUUUUACGUGCAGUCCUCCGGUGCACGACCCAAGUUUGCUGAUUUCUCUGCUGGACUAAAUAUGUAUGCAGCAAUAAGUGAAGGUCUUUGUUGAAAUAAGAUGCAGCUCUUUUUGUUC